AUGAAUUCGUUGAAUGAAAAUCAAUAUGAACUUUCUGCAAUAGAUACCAAUGGCGAAACAUCAGAAUCCGAUGAUAAUAGUAUUCAAUCACCGAAUUUGAUUGGCCCACAAUUGGGAUCCAUUGUAGCAUUGAAAAAGAUUCGUUAUGUUCUUUUAAUAUCCGUGACUCUCUGCUUAAUUGUAUUGGCUAUCGUUAUAUUUGUUACACUAACUCAUAGACAAGAGAAUUUGGUAACAAUCAUGGCACGUACGACACCUAUUACGACGAUGUCAACAACGAGUCAGACAACAAACACAUCGUCAAUGUUAAUAACAUCAGUAUCAAUGACAGUCAUCACAGCGUCCAUGCCAAUGCUUAAUAUAUCUGUCGAUGCUCAAUGGGAACAGAAUGGAAUCACAAUAAUUGAAGGCCGUCAGAAAGAUAAUGCGACUUAUCGAGUUUAUCAUCCUCAUGGUCUCUUUAUUGAUGAUAAUCAAAAUAUUCUCAUUGCUGACCAUCGAAAUCAUCGAAUUGACGAGUGGAAGCAAGGCGAUAAGGAAGUAGUAGUAUUAUUUGGUGGUAGGAAAGGAACAAAAUUAGGUCAAUUGCACCAUCCAGUUGAUGUGCUAAUUGACAGAGCAUCGAAUACUCUCAUUAUUUGUGAUCAAUCGAACCGAAGAAUUCUUCGCUUGUUUAGACAUAAUCUUAACAAGACUGCAGAAAUUCUCAUCAAAAACAUUCGUUGUGCAGGAUUGGCUAUCGAUCAUCAAAGAUAUCUCUAUAUUUCUGAUAAUGAGCACCAUCAGGUGAAACGAUACGACAUCGAUGGAAGAAACCAAACUGUUGCGGCUGGAACUGGCCGUCAAGGUAAUGCGUCGGAUGAGCUGAAUAGGCCAACAUAUAUUUUUAUGGAUCGGCAACAAAAUGUUUUUGUUUCGGAUACUGAUAAUCAUCGGGUGAUGCAAUGGAAUAAAGGAAACAACGGCCAAGGAUCGGGUUCAAAUCAACUGGAUUGUCCUGAAUAUUUGGUCUUUGACAGAACUGGAAAUCUUUAUGUUGCUGAUUCUUACAAUAAUCGUAUACAAAAAUAUUUGAUUAAAUAA
Molecule: messenger RNA, 1083 nt
Organism: Adineta ricciae
Lineage: Eukaryota; Metazoa; Rotifera; Eurotatoria; Adinetida; Adinetidae
Source: the annotation of a GenBank genome assembly